CAUCCACUGACAGAUCAAUCACUGUGCAGGUCCGCCGCAAUCGCAAGCUGCUGCGGUUUGCUGCCGCAUUCGUUCACGGGUCAAUGGACAAGCGUGCAGCGCACGCCUACAGUGUCGCUGCCCUGCACCCUCAGCUCUCAGAGGUCGUGCAGCGCAUUGGUUGCUGUGGUCGGGAUGUCGCCAGAUUGUUGAUGUCGGAAGCUACAUUGCGACUCCAAGUAAAUUUUUGGCAGCUCACAGGGAUAGUUAAGAACAAAAUCACGUGCCUGACCCCACCAACACCGCGGCAAGUCCAGUUUGAUGACUUCAAACCUGAAUUUGGAAUCCUGAAUCGCAUCGCCUCGUUCCUGAAAGUGGGCGAUGUCCUGGACGAUGACGAGUCGCAAGACUGCACGUCGGAAUAUCCCUACCUCGAGGAUGCGGACACUGGUGCCUGUGGACGUGCCGUUCGCAGGAAAAGACUUGUCUUGUGAUGGGCAUCUUAUGCACCACAC
This is a messenger RNA of Rhipicephalus sanguineus (brown dog tick), 494 nucleotides long. RefSeq lists its product as uncharacterized. Lineage: Eukaryota; Metazoa; Arthropoda; Arachnida; Ixodida; Ixodidae. The record is from RefSeq and is a predicted model, not a curated record. The coding region runs from base 84 to 473 and encodes 129 amino acids. The transcript has 2 exons.